UUGUGGGAAACGGUCCUGUCUCUGAGCUGGCCAGCUUCUAUCCCGCCCAACUCUGGUGGGAAAUGUUAAAUUCCCCUUAAGACUGGGAGAUGGGAGUGGACGGUGGGAAGAGACAGGAAUUCAGGAAGAAGUCUAAGGGGUUGGGGGUCUUGGGGAUGGGCAGGAAGGGCAAGCAUGGUGAAGAAUCAUAAGGAAGUUACCUGGCUCUCUAAAAGACCCCUAAAAGAAAGGGGGAGGAGGAUUCUAAGCGCUAGAGGAAGGCUCCGGGGGUUGAAGAGAGAAGUGCUUUCUCUUGAAUUUCAGGAGGGUCUCAAAAUGGGUCUCCUGAUGGAAACUGUCUAAAGUUUGGGAGUAUGGUCCCUGGGGAGGGAACCACAGCUAGGACCUCAUUUGGGUUCUCCAGACCCUGGGAUUUGGGGGAAGCCUCAAAAGGGAUUAUAUAAAUCCGGAAAAAAAUGAAAGAGAGGGUAAAGAGCUGACUAUUUGGAGCAGGAAAGAGGGGGUUAUGUGGGUCGGGGUAGGCGUGUCUCUGGGAGGGAGCAGGUGCAGCUUAUCUACGUCCCCCAGACCCGGGUCCCUAGUAAGGUCAGCCGCGCGUUAUCUGGGUCUCCAGGGAGCCCAGGGGUCGGGAGUGGGGAACCCUCAGGCUGCGUCUCCAGGACUAGGCAGGGAGGGGGCUGAGAGGACUUCUUCGGAUCCCCCAAACACAGGGCGCUUUGGGAACCAAGCUGAUCACUUCUUGGGCUCCCUGGCAUUUGCAAAACUGCUGAACCGCACCUUGGCUAUACCUCCGUGGAUUGAGUACCAACAUCACAAGCCUCCCUUCACCAAUCUCCAUGUGUCCUACCAGAAGUAUUUCAAGCUAGAGCCCCUUCAGGCCUAUCAUCGGGUCAUAAGCCUGGAGGACUUCAUGGAAAAGCUGGCACCCACCCACUGGCCCUCUGAGAAACGGGUGGCAUAUUGCUUUGAGGUAGCAGCCCAGCGAAGCCAUGAUAAGAAGACAUGCCCCAUGAAGGAAGGAAACCCCUUUGGCCCAUUUUGGGAUCAGUUUCACGUGAGUUUCAAUAAGUCAGAGCUUUUUGCUGGCAUUUCCUUCAGCGCCUCCUACAAAGAACAAUGGAUCCAGAGAUUUUCUCCAAAGGAACAUCCAGUGCUUGCCCUGCCCGGGGCCCCAGCCCAGUUCCCUGUCCUGGAAGAACACAGGUCGCUCCAAAAGUACAUGGUGUGGUCAGACGAGAUGGUGAAAACAGGAGAGGCCCAGAUCCUCACCCAUCUCAUCCGGCCUUAUGUGGGCAUUCAUCUGCGCAUUGGCUCUGACUGGAAGAAAGCCUGUGCCAUGCUGAAGGACGGGACUGCAGGUUCCCACUUCAUGGCCUCCCCGCAGUGUGUGGGCUACAGCCGAAGCACAGCAGCGCCCCUCACCAUGACCAUGUGCCUCCCUGACCUGAAGGAAAUCCAGCGGGCUGUGAAGCUCUGGGUGAAGAAGCUCCAUGCCCAGUCAGUCUACAUCGCCACAGAUUCUGAGAGCUAUGUGCCUGAGAUCCAGCAGCUCUUCAAAGACAAGGUGAAAGUUGUGAGCCUGAAGCCUGAUGUGGCCCAGAUUGACCUGUACAUCCUCGGCCAGGCCGACCACUUUAUUGGCAACUGUGUCUCCUCUUUUACUGCCUUCGUAAAGCGGGAACGAGACCUUCAGGGGAGGCCGUCCUCUUUCUUCGGGAGACACUGUUCUUGGAUCUGAAAGCUUUGAUUUCUGUUCCAGUGCUGCAACAUGCUGGCUGUAUACAGCCUGGGAG
Castor canadensis (American beaver) is the source of this 1793-nucleotide messenger RNA. The record is from RefSeq and is a predicted model, not a curated record. Lineage: Eukaryota; Metazoa; Chordata; Mammalia; Rodentia; Castoridae.